AUGGCUGAUCCCUUGAGUAUUGCAGCAUCGAUAAUCGGCAUUGCAGCUGCCGCGGCUAAAGUAGCUGGUUUCUUAUCAGCUUUCAUCUCUAGCACUGCUGAUGCACCAAUUUCUGCGGCAUCGGCCCUGGCGUCAGUAGAGGAGAUGAAGAUUACGCUAUCCGCCAUUCAGCCACUCAUGGACUCUCUCCAUGCCGUUCCAUCGUCUCGAAAGGGGUUGAUUCAGCUGGACCAUCUUUCAGUCAUCAUCACACAUUCCGUUUUGACAAUAUCAGAGUUAGAAUCCAUUGUCUGCUAUGAAGACGGACUCAUGUACCGCAUUCGAUGGGCGUGGAACGAGAAGCGAGUGCUUGGGCUGCUGCCUCGGCUGGACUCUCAAAAGUGCUCCCUGGCCCUGAUGGUCUCCAUUUUACAAAGUGAAUCCGAUAUCAACGCUCGCGAGUGCCAAAAUCGGCUGCUCCUGAAAGUAGACGAAAUCUUGAAACAGAACGAGGCCCUAGUAGAGCGUUUGCAACCAAGACCAGGAACGUUCAACGCUGGUGUGCCUUCUGUGAAAUUCCUAGAUGGCUCGGCAUCAUUCAUGUCCGAGAGACGGGUGUCAAUUCAAAGUGUCAUGAGUGUCGCUAGUUUAGCUCUGAGCACGGCUCGAAGACAGUCAUCCAUUGCGAUUUCCAGAUUUUCCAUCGCUUCUCACUUUGAAGCGGCCCUUGCGAGAUCAAGAGUGUACACUCGCGCCAUAUCGGAGGAAGACAUGUCGUUCACAACUUCCACAGCACCGACCAACGCCUGGAGUAUGCUAUCUGGUCUAAGCUUGAACGACAUCUCCGUGGUUUCUGCAUUCCGGCUUCCACUGAAUCUCGAUGAUAUUGAUUCAUUCGCCCCUGUGUCGACAUUUGCAACUCUUCUCACUCAAGAAUUAGCUGCUCAUGAGGUGGUGCAACCAGAGCCAUUUUCAAUGCGUUACGUCACGAACACGGAAACAGAUAGUGCUACUCCAAAGCAGUCACAGAGCUUAGAGCAGCAAGCAUCCGUCCCUGUCACUUUUCCAUCCACAAUUAAAGCGUCCGGACCUUCGUCUGAGAAAGGUUCAAUGAAAAUCGUUCUAAUUGGGAACAAAAACUCGCUCAAGAGUGAGAUGCUUCACACCUACUUGAAUCCAAAGGAGGCUUCCGAGACGAAAUAUGUGCCACCGGGGCAAAAUACUUUCAAUGUUAUAGCUAGUUUCAACCGAAAGAAGUACAAUAUAUCUUUGCAAGACACAACCGGACAAGAAAAGUAUCACAGUCUACGCCAGCUUAGCUAUUCAAACACAGACGUGUUUCUGGUUCUCUCAAAUGAGGAAGUUGACACAGAUUUAAAGUCUGUUAGAGAGCUGUGGCUUCCCGAAAUCUCAUAUUAUUGCCCCAGUACACCUUGCAUUGUGGUUAGAACUGGAAAACGGACGCAUUCAUCAGCCCCGUCAUCUCCAGUAGUGACGAGAGAAAAACUGAAUCGCUCCUCAGUGACGAUGAAUUAUGGCUCAAAAACCUUCAAGCAAUUGUUCUGUGACAUAUGGGAUCCGAAGAGUGUUAGGAUCAUAUUUGGACAAGACGAAGAAAAGCAGGUACAUCUACAAGUGCCAGCUAUGAUCACUUACUACCCGAGGCGGGCCAACUCGGGCCCAAUCAAGUUCAGGCUUAAGGAAACCACCCACCGCCCCGUCCUCAAAUUUAUCUUAAUCGCAUUGAACUAUGUAUAC
This is a messenger RNA of Clonostachys rhizophaga, 1737 nucleotides long. The record is from the annotation of a GenBank genome assembly. NCBI's taxonomy places the organism in Eukaryota, Fungi, Ascomycota, Sordariomycetes, Hypocreales, Bionectriaceae.